AUGCUCUUUACUUCAGGGGUAGCCAAGCUCGGAGACUUCGGUGUGUCGCGGCAGAUGUCGGCGCAGACGGUCUGCCUGAACUCUUUUUAUGGAACGCCGCUCUACUUGUCCCCAGAGCUCAUUCAAGGCCAGCCAUACUCACAGCCAACCGACGUGUGGUCCCUGGGUGUGAUGCUGUACGAGCUCUUAUCCCUAAGGCACCCUUUUUCUGGCUCGGGCCUCCAGGGCAUCGUGGCCGCCGUGCUGCGCGGCGUCUACCCGUCACUGCCUCGCACGCGGCCGCCAGAGUUCGGCUCCCUGGUGGCCAGCAUGCUCGCGCAGGAGCCGCGACAGCGGCCCCGCGCCGAGGAGCUGGUGCGGAGGCUGGGGCAGCUCGGGCGGCUGCCGCGCCCACAGACCCACGCGGCGGCAAGAAGGCACGCCGCGGCCCUCGCGCCGGCAGCCGCUGGGCGGCCGACUGGGGUGCCGCCAGUGCCAGCAGCAGCGCCAGGCGCCGGCAGUGGCUCCGCUGACCGUGCGGCCAGCGCCGAGAUUCGCGUCGUCCGCGUGCGCCGGCGGCGCCCUUCAUCGGCGGCGCCAGCGCCACGGCAGGCGCCGCCCACCCCGCGCCUCGGCCCCGGGCCCCUUUUGCUGGAUCCGCCUGCAAGCGCUGCCAGCGCCUCGGCCGGAGAGGAGUGUGGCGAGGGCGCAGCUGGCCCUGCUGCGGGGCCCUCCGUGCGGGACUUGCGCUGGGAGGAGCGCCGUCGUGCUCGCGCCGCCGCGGCGGUGGCAGCGGCAGCGUCCCUGCCGGACGCCACAGCAGGUCGCGAGGUGCCGCCGUCGCCCUCGGACCCAGCGGCGCGCUCGGAGGAGGCGGAGCCCCCACAGCCAACGAGUCCGACGUCGCCUGGCCGUGGCGGGGCGGCAGGGCAUCCAUCCGCGGCACCAGCGGAGCCCAUCUGGCCUUCGAGCCCUCGCACGCCUACCGCCGCCCCGCCCUACACCAGCGCAGAGCGUUGCGGCGGUGACGACUGUAGCGAGGGCGGCGCUGCCGCUGCCGUGCCCGCAGGCGCCAGCGCGGGCGCUGGCCGCGGCGGCCGCGGCUGCGACAGGCCUCCAAGGCCUGUCGCUGCGGGCGCUGGCGGCGCUCCCACAGUGAGGGCCGCAAGGGCUGCCAGCGCCGGAAGGAGACGCGGCGCGCCACUGCGCGGAUCGGGCCAGUACGACAUCAUAAGCGGCCUGUGGGCGGACGACACAUCCUUGCUGCACCGCGGUCCCGUCCUCGACGUCGUCGCCCUCCUGCCUCUCCUGCUGCUGCUUUUCCGCGUCCUCAGCGCACAUAAUCAUCCUGCACGCUGUCCACGGGCAGAGUAG
Prorocentrum cordatum is the source of this 1353-nucleotide messenger RNA. Lineage: Eukaryota; Dinophyceae; Prorocentrales; Prorocentraceae. The record is from the annotation of a GenBank genome assembly.